Molecule: messenger RNA, 949 nt
Organism: Nematolebias whitei (Rio pearlfish)
Lineage: Eukaryota; Metazoa; Chordata; Actinopteri; Cyprinodontiformes; Rivulidae
Gene: p2ry11
Product: purinergic receptor P2Y11
Exons: 1
Coding region: 1-936 (311 amino acids)
Biological process (GO): calcium-mediated signaling; cellular response to ATP; G protein-coupled receptor signaling pathway
Cellular component (GO): plasma membrane
Molecular function (GO): G protein-coupled ATP receptor activity; neurotransmitter receptor activity
Source: RefSeq, a predicted model, not a curated record
AUGGCAGUCAAUUUCUCCGACUGCGAGAGGUUUCAGAUUGGCGUGCUGCCGGCGGUGUACGGUGUGGAGUUUGUGGUGGCCUUGGCAGGAAACCUGUUUGCCCUGUGGCUUCUGCUCACCAAGGAACGGAGGAACUGGCACGCCGGUGUCGUGCUGUCCUGUAACCUGGCCAUCAGUGACCUGCUGUACGUCCUCACCCUGCCUCUGCUGAUCGUCUACUACUCCCUCGGGAAACGAUGGCCGUUCAGUGAAGCUGUGUGUAAAACCGAGCGGUUCCUUUUCACGUGCAAUCUGAACGUGAGCAUCUUCUUCAUCAUGGCGAUAAGCGUGAACAGAUGCGUGGCCCUCAAGUGGCCCUUCUUUGCUCGCUCCUACGUGGAGCCUGCUCAUCUCAAGGUCGUCAGCGUGGUCGUCUGGGUCAUUGUUGGGGUCAUCUCCUCCCCCGUGCUGAAAUUCGCCUCCGUUUGUCACGACAAGAAUAACACGACUCUAUGCGUGUCGUUCUGUGACAAAAAUAUGAACGACGCAAUGCCUUUCUUGAUUUACAAAUUGUUUCUGGCUGUGUUUGGCUGUCUCCUUCCCUUUCUGGUCACUUUCACUUCCUACUAUGUGGUGAUCCGGGUGGUGCGGGAAAAUGUCAGCAUAACAACGCUUGAGAAACGCAAAGUUGCCUUGUUAGUCUCAUCAGUGAUCGUCCUGUAUGCCGUUUCCUUUGUGCCCUAUCACGUCUCUCAAAUCGCCCACUUGUAUAGGAGAAUCUUCAACCGUAACAAGCCCAUCUGUUGGAUCUACAACAUGUACCAAGUGUCCAAAGGACUGGCAACGCUGAACAUGUGCAUCCAUCCGAUACUCUACGUGGCUGUGUUUGAUAGCAUCAGAGUCGCAUGUUGUGGGAACAGCUCAGAGGACAAGAUUCAGGGGAUGAUAAGGAAGUAGAACUGCUACUUGG